AUGGCCCUGAACCGUCGUGAUCUUGUCUUGCUGGCCGCCGGUGGGUUUAUUGCGUGGGGCCUGGCCGUCCGUUGGAUUCCCGUUCUGCGGUUUCUGGGGUAUGCCGUAGGACUCGGCAUCCUCCUUGCGUCGGCCAUUUUAUUCGCCCUCGUCCUCUUGACCGUCCAGACCCCGAGCCUCGCGAGCACUGCUCGUCCGAAGAACCCGUGCGUUGCAGCCGUCGCUUCUCGUCACUGGCGAGAGGAGUCGCAGGGUCUGCAAAGGCGCUCCGCUUACCAGCCAGCCUCUCUCUUUCCUCCGUCCUUCGUUGUGUCGGAAGCCAUUGAUGACAUCUUGGCUCUUCUCGUCCGAGACUUCGUCGCAUCCUGGUACAAAAGCAUCAGCCCAAGCCCGGUUUUCGUGAAUGAGGUGGAUCGUGUCAUCAGAAUAGCGAUUGGCAACCUGCGCGAUCGGAUUGUGGAGGAAGACCUGGUGUCUCUCGUCGUAUCUCGCGUGUUCCCUCUCUUGACAACGCAUCUCAACGAGUUUGACGUCGCCGAGCGGUCGGUGCGUGGGCGCAACCUGACGCGGAACGUCACCGAAUCGGAGGAACUGGAUCUCGCCAUUGCGAGCAAGUAUCGCGAUGGCCAUCUGCAUCCCGCUGCUGCGCUCUCGCUUGCCGAUCAAAAGCUGGUGGAGCAGGAAUACCUCCGAAAGAUUGCAAAUGCGCUACUGCCCCAACUACUCCCGGAGACUGUUCUCAAAAGUCGCAUCGUCUCGGUGUUGGUCAGGGAGCUAUUGUCUUGUGCCGUUCUUUUCCCCUUGGUGUCUGCGAUGUCAGACCCAGACACGUGGAACCAGCUGAUGGAGGCCUAUGGGAGGACUGCUCUUCAGGAUCGGAAAACGGUGCGUAAGCUCCGAGCCGCGUUGGAUGAGCAUGCGUCUCCCGCCUCGAAGUCAAAAAACGCCCGCCAAUUUCCCCGGCUUGGCCCAAAUGAUUCCGAGCGUGCUUUCGAACGUUUUGUCCGUGCCAUCCGGCGGUGCAACAAUCUCUCAGAUGCCAGGCGGUUCCGGGCCCUCGUCGCGAGCCAAUUGAAGCGAGAGACCAUGGUUGAAGGGCAAGACCAGGUUUAUUUGCGGCGUUUGGAAACUGGGAAGAGAGUUUUGGAUCAGAAGGUAUCCAAGCUUUCAACCAGUGGCGGUGGCCCGGUCUCGUACGCCUCCGCGGCAACGUCGCACUUUCACCGUAAAAACUCCUCCGCGUCCCAUGAGGUUUCGUUGGUGGAUGUGAUGCACGAUGCUGCCGGACUCUCCUACUUCAUGGAAUUCAUGGAUCGUCAGCAGCUCAUGCCUCUGGUGCAGUUUUGGAUUGUUGUCGACGGGUUCCGCAAUCCGCUUGAAGAUGAUUUUGGCGACGAAAAUGCCCCAGGCUCGACCCACUGGACAACGGCAGACCGAAAUGAUAUGGCGCUGAUAAGUGAAACAUAUCUCUCGAAGAGCGAGCUCAAAGUGACUCAGGAAUCACGUCAAGCGGUGAAAGCAUUCUUGAAUGCGGGCAAGCGGGCUACUCCUGAGCAGUACCGGAGAGCUAGAACAGUGGUUUUGACCACCCAGUCGGCGGUGUUGGAGGAGCUCCAGAGCACCUAUUAUCCUAAAUUCAAGCAUUCCGAUUUGUACUAUAAGUAUCUCGCCUCAGACGAGGCCUCGCAUCCGCGCUCUCAUACCUCACCAGUGCCUCAGCAGCCCUCUUCCGCAACGGAAGCUCCCGAAAGGCGGCCUCUUCCCCCGUUAAUGGGUCGCACGGCAUCACAUCCAGGAAUCAAACCAAAGGACCUUCGGAGGGCCGCUGUUUCCUCGAGCGAUGUUCGAAGCAUGAGCAAAUUGUUUGAUGAUGACGAGCCUCUCCGACGAUCCUUCGACUCGGAGCGGUCGGUUCCGCUGUUCGAUGAUGACUACGACACAGACCCUCUUGCUAUGUCGACCAACAGUCUGGGGCGGGACUCACAGAAUGGCGAGAACGAAACGAACCAAAACCAGGUGAUUGAAACGAUGGAAGCUGCGUUGAACGAUAUCAUCACCGGCGAGCCAAAGAAUGGCAGGCUGGAGGAUCUCAAGGGCGUGGAUUUACCUUCAACCGGAUUCCUAGGCAAUGACUCGGCGUCGAAAUCUCCCCGGAGCUCGUUGGAAUCGGCACGGGCAGACGACAAAGCGAAGCCCAGCAUUGCCUCGCUAGGGCUUGUAGACCAGUCCUCACGCCUAGGAGUCUUUGCCGAUGAUCUCUUCCCCGACCAGCAGAAGUUCAUCGAGGAUGAGUACGAAGAGCCGGUGGGUAUCGACGACAAGGAUCCGGCCGACGAGGUUCUGAAGGCCGCCCCAGGCGAUCUGGGGCUGACGGAGGCGGUUGAAGCGCUCACCGCAGAUAUCGAGAAACUCGGAUCGCAAGAUGCAGUGGUCGACGCUCUGACCCGGAAGGCCGAGCUCACCAACAACACCGCCGAAUUGAGGAUUCUUCGAAAAUCCAAGGCGAGCAUCCGCCGGGAAAUGCAGCGUAAGGAGAUGCAACGACAGCAGUACAUCAUCCAAGAGAGUGACAACAGCUUGUAUGGUCGGUCGGCCGUUCGAAUCAAGUCCAUCGUCGUGGGCAAGGAAGAAGACGGCCGAGAGUUUGCCAUGUAUGUGGUGGAGGUACGAAGAAAUGCUGGCGAGCAGAUGCCCGCGGCGUCGUGGGCCGUUGCUCGCCGAUACAGCGAAUUCCAUGAGCUCCAUCACAAGCUACGCAUGAGGUACCCGUCGGUUCGCAACCUGGAGUUUCCUCGGCGCCGCAUGGUCAUGAAACUACAGAAGGAAUUCUUACAGAAACGGCGGCUGGCCCUCGAGGCCUAUCUGCAAAGACUGCUGCUGCUGCCAGAGGUAUGCCGCAGCCGAGACCUGCGCGCGUUUCUGUCCCAGCGAGCCAUCAUCCCCCGCGACGAGACUCCUCGUGAGGGAGAGACCAAGGAUCUCGUGACUCGGAUAUACAACUCGGUUGCCGAUGGCAUGGAUGACUUUCUAGGGAAUUUCGGCGUGUUGGACCAGCUUUCGACAGCCGGGCAGAACCUCAUUUCCGCCGCGACCACACAGCAGCAUGGUCCAGCUUCGGAGUCCGGACUCGCCACCGAGGAUGCGGUGACGGCGGCGGAGGCGGAAGCCGAACUGAAUGCAUUUGAAGAUCGUGAACUGGAGCCAUUCAUCAAGCCGAUUUGCGACCUAUUUCUGGAGGCGUUCGAGUUGAACCGAGGGAACAACUGGCUGCGGGGCCGGGCGGUUGUCGUCGUCCUUCACCAGCUGCUGGGUGGCACGAUUGAACGCAAGGUGCGUGAAGGGGCGCGGUCGCUGGUCCAGGACGAGCCGUUGCUGCGGUAUCUCGCGCUGGCCAAAGAGACGCUCUGGCCCGGGGGCUCGCUGCGCCAGAGCAAAGUGCGCACGGCGUCCGAGCGGCUGAAGAGUCGCACCGAAGCCAGUCUGGUCCUGGCCACGCUGGUUCCAGAACUCGCGGGCAACGUCGUGGGACGAGCCAAUGCGCAAGGGGCCGCGCGCCGGAUUUUCGCGACCGUGAACAACCAACGGCUCAACACCCACCUGGUGUUUACCGUCCUGGACGAGAUCGUUUCCGUCCUCUUCGGUGGCGUGCGAUGA
Aspergillus steynii IBT 23096 is the source of this 3654-nucleotide messenger RNA. It is a transcript of the gene rgsC, whose product is annotated as putative intermediate filament protein (Mdm1). The coding region runs from base 1 to 3654 and encodes 1217 amino acids. Gene Ontology annotation, molecular function: phosphatidylinositol binding. NCBI's taxonomy places the organism in Eukaryota, Fungi, Ascomycota, Eurotiomycetes, Eurotiales, Aspergillaceae. The transcript is spliced from 2 exons. The record is from RefSeq and is a predicted model, not a curated record. Gene Ontology annotation, cellular component: intracellular membrane-bounded organelle.